GUCGCCUGCGCAUCUCGAGCCCUUUUCUCUCUUCUCUUUUUUCCGUCCUUCUGCACCCUUCCUGCUAAGGGCCCUCUCUUGUGCUGUCCCUGAGUCCAGAGCGUUGUCUUGUGCUCCUCUCUACUGCCUACAUCUAACGGGUUUGACCUCUUCAGUCUGCCUGCCGUCUGCUCUCCUGCCACGGAAUCCUGCCUGGUGGGCUCCGCUUCCUGCCAGCCGGCCCUGCCCUUGGCAGUGUUGUCUUUGCUGACACUCGACUGUCUUUCCUCCUUCUGUGCACUUCAAACUCUAAGAAUAGUCACAUAGGUCAUCUGCAUGAGGAUUAUGUGAACCUGAAACUUCACAUGGAGCAAAAGUUUCAAGAACUGGAAGACGCUGAUGACAGAAAUUGGUGUCUAAACAACAACUGUCUCUGGCAGCUGAGCAAGAACAAUUCUGAAACAAAGUAAAAUGCAAGCAGAACUUAACUGGCAGCAGCUCUGUGAGAAUGCUGAAUGCAAUUGGUAUCACAAAUCAGAGGAUCCAAUACACAGCCUAUCUUCAUCAAGAGAGGAGAUAUUUCAGCAUGGUGAUGAAAGUUCUCUGUGUAAAUAUAUCAUCCCUGCUUUGGAAAUAAAAAAGCUGCAGGAACAGAAUGCCAGCCUUCGGGCUGCUAUUGCACAAAUGAGGAAAGAAAUGGAGAGUCUUGAUGAGCAGAUGUUAUCUUCUCUUCCUCAAACAGAAGACAGACAGCUUGCAGAGCAAGGUUCACUGAGCACAAACAAAAUUUCAACUGGAACCACACUGAGCAACAUAAAAGCCAGUUCAACUAAGUUGCAUUGUAUAGUAAACCCAGACACAGAAGAGGGGCCAGAACCCAAAGUUCUUGAAGAAAACAUGGUUGCUUUUGGACAACAGCUACCUGAUGUAGGUACUGGUGUUGGUUGUCAAUAUAGUGUCAAACACACUCUACGAGGAAUGCAAAAUAAACUCAAGGAAGCAGCAAGAAAAAUUUCAAUUCUGAACCAAGAAAAGAGGCAGCUGAUUGAAAUGGGAAACAGACUCAGGGCAGAACUUGGAAUGGUGUUAAAGAAAGGAGUCUGGCAUCCUGUUAGCUCUAAACACUGCACAGUUUGUAUUGCCUCUGGUAGUCUUCUUCCAAGAGAACUUGUCAAAAGAACACAGUGUCAGCUAUCAGUUCUAAAGCAUCUACAGCACAGACUCACAACACAGGAGCUGCAGUGCACAAGGCAACAGCAUCCUUCAAGGUUCUCUUCUCUUACUGCCUGCCCUAGCUUAAAGGAAGAAGAAGCUCCAAGCAGCUGUGGAGAAGAAACAGAAUUACCAUCCAGUGAGGUUUGGAUAGAUUUCUCUAUUGAAAAUCAUGGGCCAGAUACAUUCUCAGCAACAAAGGCAGAUACAUCCACAAAGAUUGUUCAAACUCAGCUGCUCAGUCAGAGUCCUAGUCAUGUCCAGCAGGUUCAGCUUUCUUCAUCUAGACCGCAUACUUUCUGUCAAAUUUUAGAUACAGGAUCAAGCCUUUCUCUACUCAGUCCUCGAAAGAACAGCAGCCAGGGGGAGUUUGAAGUUGUACAUCCAAUCAAGCAAUCUGAAGAAUCUCGGCAAAAUGUCAAAACCAAGGAUAAACUUGAAACAUCAGCUGAAGAUCUGACAGUCAGAGGAACAAGGCUGGAAGUUCAGCAUAAGUUAAAAUCCAGGAGUUUAUCUUGUGCUCAUCUAUUAAAACCAAAAAUCUCUUCUAGCAUGGCAAAAAUCCGCAAUUAUAAUAUUAAAGACUGAUUUCUAUGUUGUCAGCAUGUUGUAGGUUGACACUUGCUAUUAACAUACUUUAACAAAUCUAUAUCAGGUCUCAUUAUCAGCCUCAGUUUUGUAUGUCAGGUUGAGAUAUCUGCAGCCAGAAGAGAGAACAAAUACCCUGUUUCAUAUAGUGAAGCCUAAAAUAAAGGGUUAAUCUGUGCACAUUAUGAGGUUACAGUCUUCACUGUUAAUACUGAUUUAUUUUAAUUAUAUAUGUUAAGAUUUUCUUGCGUCAUGGAUUUAGAAAUGCUCAGUUAAAACAUAGGCAAAGCCUUGUGCCUUCAGGCAGGACUUGCAGGACUCUAGCAGAUGUUUUGUUGAGAAACUGUAGAUGUGAUUUAAGCUUAGAAGUGGGAUGCCUCAACCUACUUGUCUUCUAAAUAACAAUGCAACCGUUAAUCCUGUGCAGCUAUCUUUCUACUUGAUAGAAAGGGGUUUAAAAAGAUUGCAUCUGAGUCUGUCUUAUUUCUCAUCUUCUGUAGCUCUUUCCACUUGUUCAGAGAGCAUGAAAGAAUAUAAAAUUAAAUUUCUAUUGUCACACCAGUGAUUGUAUUUUCCCUUGACAAGAGAUUGUAUGGACUUCAAAGCAGUGAGAAACACUGCUACAAUGUUAGAACCAUGUAUUUAUAAUAAUAGAGACAUGUUGGAAGAAGUAAGUCUUAAAACAGAUGAAACUAAAAGAAAACUUGAACGAGUUGUGAUGUAAGAAAGGAUAGCUAUGUAGUAAUGAUCGUGCCAGGACACUAAUAAAAGUAAUCAGUGUAUUUUUGUAGCAUUUCCAAUAAUGCUGACCUGUCCUGGGAUAUUACAGAGAUGAACUUUCCUAUAAGUAAAGGAAAUGCACAUGAAAAAGUCAAUAAAAAACUUUUAAUUGUGGGGAUGGUCAAGCACUGGAACAGAUUGCCCGGAGGAGUUAUGGAGUCUCUGUCUAUGGAGAUACUCAAAACCCAACUGGACAUGGGCCUGGCCAGACUGUUCCAGCUGACCCUGGAGCUGAGGGCUUGGACUAAGUGAUGUCAAGAGAUACCUUCUAGUCUAAGAGAUUCUGUGAUUCUGAAAGUGGUAUCACUGAAGUGAAUAAUACUUACCAGUUGCUGCUAAAUAUAUAAAAUCUAAAGAUUAAACGAAGGAAGAGAGCUACUUACGCAUGAGUGUCUUUUUUUUGUGGAGCGUUUUUUUAAUAGAAAUGCUUGCCUGAUACUCUUUGCAAAGACGUGUUCUCUUCAGCACCUGACAGAGUGGUAGUAAUCCAUUUGAGAAUUUGAGUAAUUAUUUUGUACUACCUGCUGAAAAUAUUUUGCUGUAGUGUAAAUGUGCAAUGAUAUUAUAAUCAGAUGCUAAAUCUGCAAGAAAUUUCAUGAGAUGUUGCUAAGCCAAUAUAAGGCCUGAGAGACCUUGUGAGCUUCUUUCUAAACAUUUUCAUUACUUGAAAAUCCUGUCAUUUGAUUCAACAUUGUUCAUGAGCCAGGACAACAUGAUGCACUCCCUUGAACCAGGCCCUGAAUGAGUUCUUUCUGUAGCACAAAGCAUAGUGGUUUCUAACAACUACAGGAAUUUUGGCCCAGAUCACACCAGUUAAAGCACUCACUGGUUACUUCUAGAACUCUGUGUGUAAAUUCCAGAUUUUAUAAUAGCUGUAGAUCAUGGUGAAAAAUUUUUUGUUAUUUAUAUGUUUAAUAUUGACCUAUGGAGAUUCACAGUAGUUCGGGGGUAUGAGAUUCUGUGCAUGUGUUAAAAGCAGCAUAAAAGAGCAGUUUGUUCCAUGAUAUUUGUAAUACUGCAUUUGAACGUGGAAAACAUUUCUCUUUAUUCCUUACACCGUGGGUGUAAGCUGAUGGGCUGCAGACUUCAGAAAUGCCUUUGUGUAGGUUUGUAUGCAGGUUUCUAUGGCUUUUUUUUUGUUUUCUUG
Messenger RNA from Onychostruthus taczanowskii (white-rumped snowfinch), 3706 nucleotides. It is a transcript of the gene CCDC57, whose product is annotated as coiled-coil domain containing 57. The transcript is spliced from 10 exons. Bases 451 to 1779 code for a protein of 442 amino acids. The record is from RefSeq and is a predicted model, not a curated record. Lineage: Eukaryota; Metazoa; Chordata; Aves; Passeriformes; Passeridae.